AUGACGCUCCCAGCUCCAGUUCGCGCCUCAGUCGCAUUCCAGCCCACAACAAACACUCCCACCACCCUGUUACCUCCUCCACCACCACCUCCACCGCCAAUCAUGUCCUCCCACGUCCCCUUCCUCACCGUCCGCCCCGACGACCAAUUCAGCUCCGCCGUCAAGCGCACCGCGCGCGAUGUAACAAGAUCCAACACCUCACCACCACAGGAACCCAUGGACUCACCACCGCACCUCACGCCCGCCCCGCCGCGCACCUACGCCGCCUCGCGUCUGCCUUCGGCGGUGCGCUUCCCGUUGCUGGUGAUGCUGAGUUUCAGCCUGAGCACGCUGAUCCAUACUUUUACCGCCGAGUGGUCGGGUCUGCAGCUCGCGACGGCGAGCAGGAAGUUGGACGAUCCGCUGCAGAUUGCUGGGGUUUUGGGGUGGAAGGUGGUGCAGUUGGGUGUUGGGUGGGUUGCUGGUUACGACUUGCUUGCUAACAAGAACGAAAUAGACGAAGACAUCGCCGCCCUCACCCUCCUCACCAACCAACCCUUCCACCACCUCCUGCACUCCUACUACGCCCUCCCUCUCGCCCCCCUUACCUUCUCCCUCCUCACCGACAUCCUCGUCACCGCCCUCCCCUUCGCCCUCCUCGCGCCCCUUACCCGCGCCCACGACCCCCUCACCCCCCGCACGUCCAACCAAGCCCUCGCAACCGACGCCUCCAUCCUCCUCCUUACCUCCGCCAUGGCCGCGUCCAUCUUCGCAACAACCUUCUACCUCUCCCACCACGCCCUCGACCUCGGCGUCUUUCUGAUCAGCCACUUCGACAACCUCGCCUCCAUGUCCGCGCACGAUCUCUCGAUCGCCCAACUCCUCCCCUGGUUCGCCGUGCCAGGUUUCGCGGCGUGCGCGUUCCUCUUCCGCCCUACCAUCGCUGCCGCAGGCACUUCCGUCACCCCUCCCCGCCUUUCCACACGAAAGCCGAAACGAUUCAACCCCGCCACAGCAACCUUAGGCGAGACCUUCGCGUAUAAUCUCGGCUACGGGGAGAGCGGAUGGAGUCGACGGGCGGAGGUGCUGGCGAAGCGGACGGCGGUGUUGAGCGCGGGGGCGUUUGUGAACACGGCUGUGAGGGUUUUCGCGACUGUGGAGGGGACGGAUUUGGGAGGCGCGAUGGGGUAUGCGGGGAUGUGGGCGGGGGCGUGUGUGGUGGUUGCCGUGGGGUUUGGGAUGAUGAGUCAUGAGGAUUAG
Messenger RNA from Saxophila tyrrhenica, 1239 nucleotides. RefSeq lists its product as uncharacterized. The record is from RefSeq and is a predicted model, not a curated record. The transcript has 2 exons. The coding region runs from base 1 to 1239 and encodes 412 amino acids. Lineage: Eukaryota; Fungi; Ascomycota; Dothideomycetes; Mycosphaerellales; Extremaceae.